CCGCGGUCACGUGGGGAGCGGUCACGUGCGGGGCCGCCGCGGCAGCGAAUCGCCGGGGGCGGCGGCCGAGGCAGCCCCAUGGCGUCGCCCCACGCCCCCCAAGCGGCGCCCGUGGGGCCGGUGCUGCGCCGGCCCGACGACACGGGGGGGGAGGGGGCCGAGGCCUGCCCCACGGCGCCCCACGGCGCCCCCCCGGCCCGCGCCCACCUGACGGUGGCCGUGCUCUGCUACAUCAACCUCCUCAACUACAUGGACCGCUUCACCGUGGCCGGUGUCCUACCUGACGUCGAGGAGUAUUUCGGCAUCGGGGACGGCAGCUCCGGGCUGCUGCAGACGGUGUUCAUCAGCAGCUACAUGGUGCUGGCGCCCGUCUUCGGGUACCUGGGGGACCGCUACAACCGCAAGCGCCUGCUGUGCCUCGGCAUCGCCCUCUGGUCCGCCGUCACCCUGGCCACCAGCUUCGUGCCCCGCGAGCGGUUCUGGGCGCUGCUGGUGGGGCGGGCGCUGGUGGGGGUGGGCGAGGCCACGUACUCCACCAUCGCCCCCACCCUCAUCGCCGACCUCUUCGCCGGCACCGCCCGCAGCCGGGCCCUGGGCUGCUUCUACCUCGCCGUGCCCCUCGGCAG
Cygnus atratus (black swan) is the source of this 626-nucleotide messenger RNA. Its product is annotated as protein spinster homolog 1-like. The transcript has 5 exons. Gene Ontology annotation, biological process: transmembrane transport. Gene Ontology annotation, cellular component: membrane. The record is from RefSeq and is a predicted model, not a curated record. Lineage: Eukaryota; Metazoa; Chordata; Aves; Anseriformes; Anatidae. The annotation marks the transcript as partial. Gene Ontology annotation, molecular function: transmembrane transporter activity.